This is a messenger RNA of Lineus longissimus, 1445 nucleotides long. RefSeq names its product PI-PLC X domain-containing protein 3-like. The transcript is spliced from 2 exons. The coding region runs from base 55 to 1011 and encodes 318 amino acids. Gene Ontology annotation, biological process: lipid metabolic process. The record is from RefSeq and is a predicted model, not a curated record. Gene Ontology annotation, molecular function: phosphoric diester hydrolase activity. NCBI's taxonomy places the organism in Eukaryota, Metazoa, Nemertea, Pilidiophora, Heteronemertea, Lineidae.
GCCAAGAUUCCUCAAUUCGUGAUCAAAGUCAGCUGAUUACUUUAUUAAUGUACCAUGAAUAUGGAGAGCCCAACAUCUGACUGGAUGGCCAGCCUUCCAGAAAGGUUGAUCUCUGUGCCACUGAAUCAGCUGGCUAUUCCAGGCUCCCAUGAUUCUUCGACCUUUGGCCUGGACAAGACAUUAGAACUUGGUAAAAGCGAAAACUGGUUCCUCCGUUUCCUUGCCAACAACAAGAUUACUGGUUGCAUUGUAAAGGAGAUUGCUUACAAGUGGUCGGUCACGCAGAGUAAAGGUUACACAGAACAGUUAGAAUUGGGGAUAAGGUACUUUGACCUGCGAACGGAGAAGAGGAACAAGGACUCGCUGUAUUAUUUCGUCCACGGCUUGUAUGGGCCAAAAGUCUUUGACUGUAUGAAUGAGGUCAACGAAUUCCUUGAAAAGCAUCCAAAAGAGGUUGUCCUACUGGAUUUUAAUCACUUCUAUACAAUGGAGGAUGCUGACCAUGAGGCUGUUGUGAAGACAGUCCUGGAAAUCUUUGGGAAAAAGAUAUGUCCGUGGCACAACGAUUUACCUGUGAGACUGUCUCUUGCAGACAUGUGGAAGAAUGAUUGGCAGGUCCUCAUGUUCUAUGCCAAUGAUGACAUGGCUCUGAAGUAUGAACAGCUGUGGCCCAGUUCCUAUAUGCCAUCACCCUGGGCCAACACUAUGGACAUCAAAUCCCUGCUUCAGUUUCUUACAAAGAACUAUGGAGAGAAGCGGCCCAGCUUUGAAGUGUGUCAAGGUGUCAUCACUCCACAGACUGUCACUGUCGUUAAACAUCUUAGCGGUAGUAUUCGCAAGAAUUGUGCUGAUAAGCUCAACCCCCGCUUUACUGCUUGGUUGAAAGGUAAGGUGAGGGGCUCAUGUGUGGAGGGUGAGGCUGGUGGCAUCAACAUAUGUAUCAUGGACUUUGUUGAGACUUGUGGUUACAUACAGCAGGUGCUCGUGCUUAAUACUGAUUCACCUGUAUGAAGAGUAGUCCUUCAGGUUUGUGGCUACCUUUCCUGUGUGAUGGGGGGGGGGGGGGGCAUACCAGUUAUUCUUCUUUCUCUCGAGGCCUGCCCUUUACACUUCACACCAUUGGGCUCUACAUUGGACUAGUUUGGCUGGUUGAUGAAUGCCAGAAUUGUUGAGAAAGGAACACUUCAGUAAUCGGUACAAUAUGAUUGAUAAUGGUUUAUCUAAAUCAGAGUCAAAGUCCUAUCCAGAGGUACCUUGUAAAGUACUUCUGGGUAGUCCUAUCAAGAGAGUUCAAGCAAUCAAAGGGUAUCAUAAAUGUGAUUGUGAAUGUCAGUAGAUCAAGGUGACAGUUUAACUAUUGUGGGGGCAUCUUUGUUCCCAGUUGAUGAGCUGUAAUGUAAUCUAUCUUCUAUGUAAAUGAAUAAAAUGGUGCUGAGUGUACAGUA